Vespa velutina is the source of this 3924-nucleotide messenger RNA. It is a transcript of the gene Miro, whose product is annotated as mitochondrial Rho GTPase. The record is from RefSeq and is a predicted model, not a curated record. Gene Ontology annotation, biological process: regulation of mitochondrion organization; small GTPase-mediated signal transduction; mitochondrion organization. Bases 823 to 2817 code for a protein of 664 amino acids. Gene Ontology annotation, cellular component: mitochondrial outer membrane. Gene Ontology annotation, molecular function: calcium ion binding; GTP binding; GTPase activity. NCBI's taxonomy places the organism in Eukaryota, Metazoa, Arthropoda, Insecta, Hymenoptera, Vespidae. The transcript is spliced from 14 exons.
UUCGUCAUAUAUCCUUAAUAAAAGAUAUACAAAAUGAAUAUAAAUCGAAGGGACACAAUUAUAACCUAAUCAUCAUCGAGAUAUUUAAUCGUUAUUACGAGAUAAAUCCAUUUAAUCGACAAGUAUUAAAAACUCAUUUAGAUGUACGAUUAGUAAGCACAAGAGAUGAAUCAACCGAUAAUUCUAAGAAUAAACAUUUGAAGUAGAGAAUACGUAAGAUCGUCGUCGUCGUCGUCGUCGUCGUCGUCGUCGUCGUCGUUGUCAUCAUCGUGAAAUAUUUUCUUUAUUUAUUUUCUUCUUCUUUCGUAAAAAUUAUGAAAUCGAAUCCAACCGGUUUCGGUUGAAUGCAAUAUGAACAUGAUUUUGUCGCGCGCACGUGCGUUAUAUCCUAUACGUAUACUUGUCAUUUAAGGUUUGUGAGAACGUAACCUUGAAACGGCCACCCUCGAAGCGCAAGUUCAGUCGCCGCGGGUGAAACUGAGUUUUUUUUUUGCUUUGCGUUCGCGUGUGCCUGAAAGAGAAGUCAAGCGAGGAGAAUUUUUACGUUGGAUUAUACGAAAAAAGGUGUAAAUUAUUUAUUCAAAGAUAAAAAAAAAUGUUGUGUUAAGAUAUCACGUACUAUUAUUAUAUACUUAGAAUUAAUUCAAAAAGAAGGAGUAUUAUUAUAAACGGAUUGAUAAGUCUUGACUGAGUCUAAAGACAUUUUAUAGGUUAUGAGUCUUAGGAGGAUGAAUAAUAAGUAUAUUAACAAAAUGUCAAUCGAAAGAAUUUAAACGGCGAAAGAUUCGUCUUUAGAUCCACGAUAAAUUUCUAUUAGCAAAGAUGGUGCAACGUGUGGUGACACCGAAACGUAGCGUUAGAAUUUUGUUAAUUGGUGAACGCGGCGUUGGUAAAACAUCAUUGAUAUUAUCCCUUGUGAGCGAAGAAUAUGCUGAGGAUGUACCUAGCAAAGCCGAGGAGAUCACUAUACCUGCCGAUGUAACUCCUGAACAAGUACCGACUCACAUCGUCGAUUAUUCUGCUGCCGAACAAACGGAUGAUCAAUUGGCAGAGGAAAUACAAAAAGCUCAUGUAAUAUGUGUAGUUUAUUCCGUUGAGGAUGAAGAUACUCUUGAUAAAGCAGCUACGUAUUGGUUACCUCUUAUCAGACGAUGUUCCACCAGUACCAGAUGUCCAGUUGUCCUUGUUGGAAACAAAAUUGAUUUGGUUGAUUAUUCUACUAUUGAGGCCGUUUAUCCUAUAAUGAAAGAAUUUUCAGAAAUUGAAAGUUGUAUAGAGUGUUCAGCUAAAACAUUACAAAAUGUAUCCGAGACAUUUUAUUAUGCACAAAAGGCUGUCCUGCAUCCAACUACUCCUCUUUAUAAUUAUGAUAUCCAAGAGCUUACGGAAGAAUGUAAAACCGCUCUUCAAAGAAUUUUUAAGAUAUGUGAUUUAGACAAUGAUGGCCUGUUAAAUGAUAUAGAGUUAAAUGCAUUUCAACAGUGGUGUUUUAAUACACCGUUACAGCCACAAGUACUUGAAGAUGUAAAAGCUGUAUUGUCAAAAAAUAUUCACGAUGGAAUUUGUAAUGGUUGUGUAACUAUGAAAGGUUUCAUGUAUCUCCAAUGCUUAUUUAUUCAACGUGGAAGAAAUGAAACAACAUGGGCUGUAUUACGAAAAUUUGGCUACGAUAAUGAAUUACAAAUGUCUAAGGAUUAUGUACAUCCACCAUUGAAAGUUCCUUCUGGGUGUACAACUGAAUUAUCGCACAAGGGACAAGAAUUUUUAACAUUAUUAUUUAUGCAACAUGAUCGUGAUCGUGAUGGGGCUUUAUCUCCACCAGAAGUAGAUUCAUUAUUUUCACGCUGUUUGAAUCCACCAUGGGGAGAUGAAUAUAAGCACACAGUGCCAACUAAUGAAAAAGGCUGGAUUACAUUUCAAGGCUACAUGUGUCAAUGGGCAUUAUUGACAAUUACAAAUGUUAAAAAAACAUUAGAAUAUAUGGCAUACCUUGGAUAUAAUAUGUAUAAUAACGAAUGUCAAACAAGCGCUGUUUUAGUUACUCGUGAGAAAAAAUUAGAUUUAGCAAAGAAACAGUCCAGUCGAAAUGUUUACACGUGUCAUGUAAUUGGUCAAAAAAAUAGUGGUAAAACGACUCUUUGCAGAAGUUUUGUGGAUCCUAAAUUGGAGAAAUUAACAGAUGCAAUAAUACCUUUAACUGCUCAUGUUACUGUCAACACGGUUCAUGUAUAUGGUCAAGAAAAGACAAUAAUAUUAAAGGAUAUAAAUAUAUUAAAUGUCCAGGAUGCUUUAACACCUACACAAAUACAAUGUGAUGCUGCAGCUCUUGUUUACGAUACAGCCAAUCCUAAAUCAUUUGAAUAUAUUGCACGAAUUUAUAUUAAAUACUUCGCAGAUAGUAAAAUACCAGUUUUAAUAAUAGCUAACAAAAGUGAUCUUGCUGAAGUAAAGCAAGAAUAUUUACUUCAACCAACAAGUUUUUGCAGUAAGUACAAGUUGAUGCCACCACAACCUUAUAGUGUGUCUAGGGCUGUGCGACGUGAAAUAUUUGUCAAAUUAGCAACAAUGGCAGCAUUUCCCCGCUUUCAACCAGCGUGGGUAUUAUUUUAUAGACACAGCCCUUUGAGGCGUAUGGUCCACAUGUUGUUUGUCAAACCCUCACCCACUCAAUGGUGGAGUUCUUUUACAAGACAUUUAAAUCAAUUUGGCCUGAUACAACAGGAUUCUGUAGUUUGGUGGAAAGCCGGUUUGGGAAUCGCAGCAGCCACAGUUGCUGGCUUCAUGGUGAUGCGUGUCCUAAAUACAGAAAAAAGAUAGUCUACCAUAUGUUUUUUUUCGCACAUUUAACUGCCCCCUUUGUUCAAAAGAAAACCCAUCUCAAGAAGCGCAUUAAGUUAAUAAAAUAUGUUCAUAAAUCAUUAUUAUUGGUAUAAUUAAGAAAGCUAUUAUUGCUGCAACACACAUUAUUACUUAUAUACAAUAACUUUAUUUACUCGUACCGAAAAAAAAAAAAAAAAAAAAAACAAAAAAAAAACAAAAAAAAACAAAAAAAAAACAAAAAAAAUUGUAAUCUAUUUAUUCAUUACAUAACAAUUAUUCAUUACCUUCAAAUGGCAGAUCCUAAAUUAUUAUCAAUUUUUCUUGGUAUAUCAUUGUAACAUCUUUUGAAAUAUUUUAAUGUUAAGCUUGCGAACGAUCUUGACUGUAUCUUUUUUGACACUCGAACCAAGUGUUGUGAAAGCUUUUACAAUUAUUAAGGUCUUCGUUCUUUGAAGCACACUCAAAAAAUUGUCGAAUUUCUGGUGAGCAUAUCUCUUCGAUUACAUUUGCAUAAUCGGAAGACGAUUCUGCGUUCACAGAAUUUCCAUGUCUUAUACCAGUAGAUAAUGCAUUUCCAAUAACAUGACCCUGUCAUUGAUAAAAAUUUUAAUCAAUGAUAUUGUAGAAUAUAAUUUUUGUGAAAUAAAUUUACUUACUAUUACAGAACCAGCGGCUACUCCUGCAGCAGUACUAGCUAUACUUUGAAAAUUAUCAGUCGAACUUUUAGGAUUUAUAGGAUUUGUUUUACGAUCUUGUGUAGUUGUAGUAUACCUACAAACAAUAUAAACUGCCUUCAAUCAAUUAUCAAAUAAGGUAAUUUUAUGAAAAAUAUUUAAUUUUUUAAAUGGACAUUAUAUAAAGGAAAUAGAAUUAGUCUUUAAAAAUAGAAUAAAACGAAUUCUUUGCUUGGCUUUAUUUAUACAGAAUACAAUUUUAGAAUUAAUUUUCUCUUGUCUUCAUACAUAUGAGAUAUACAUAUAUAUAAUUUGGUCUUCAUCUAAUAUCUGUAAAGAGAUGGUUUAUGUUACGAAGAGGCAUUUGUUAUAAUAAUAAUAAUAAUAAUAAUAAUAAUAAUAAUAAUGAUAAUAAUAAUAAUAAUAAUAA